AUGGCAUCCAAAGCUGCAACACCACCAUACCCUAGUGCAGCUAGAAUUGCUGAUUCUCCAUGUUAUCAGCAGUACACUGCCUCUCUCAAAUGUCUUGAAGAAUUUGGAUCAGACAAAAGUAAAUUUCAAGACCAUUUUGAUAUUUACAAGGACCGCAAGAAAAAAGAGAGGGAAGCUCGAUUGGAACGUAACAAGAGUCAAUCUUUCUUUUCAUGGAAUUGGAUUGGAGUUCUUUCUUGGGUGUCUCCUACUUCUCGCCAAACCACAUGGGUGGUAGGAUGCUGAUUCCUCUUCUCCUAUGGGAUUAGAAUUAUAGACCCAACAGAUUUCUACAAACUAGGCACUGUGGUUUGACAAUGAAGAAAUAGAAAAAUUAUAUCUUGCAGGAUCCGCAUAAUGAUCUUAUAUUUGUCAUAUUAGUGCUUUCCGAAUCUUCUUUUUUCCUGGUAAUUGGAAUGAGAAAAAUUAU
This is a messenger RNA of Carica papaya (papaya), 469 nucleotides long. Lineage: Eukaryota; Viridiplantae; Streptophyta; Magnoliopsida; Brassicales; Caricaceae. The record is from RefSeq and is a predicted model, not a curated record.